AUGGAUGAUGGUGAUGAUGUUGAUCUCAAUACAUUAAACAAUUCGGAAAAAAUAAUGUAUCGUAUCCCAAUUGAAUGGAUCUCGCGACUUGCAGUACGAGACGGUAUGUUUGUUUUAUUACCGCAGGAAUUUUGUUGUCGUGAAGUGUUAUUACGUUCAAAAACUCAAUUGGUUCGCUGCCAGUCGUUAAAUUUACGUCCCAAUUAUUAUGAUGAUGAAAAAAUUUUUCAUGUUGGUUGCGGGCCUUGCAAUCUCGACAAUCCAGAGAUUGAGGUCUUUGCCGGUACAACGUUGUAUAUCGGGCUUACAAAUUUGAUGACGUAUUUUGAAACGGGAUUAUAUUUGAAUGUGGCAGAAAUGCUCGUUGCUCUAGAAGCGAGUGAUAAAACUUUGCAUUAUUACACUGAAGAAUGGGUCACAACUGAAAACGAGGACGGUGAGAGUGUGACAGCUGUAGAAUAUAAUUUAAAAUUAUUAAUAGGUCUUAACGUUCGAAAAUAUUUAGCGCAUAUAUUAGUAUGUAAACAAUGUUAUAGAUAUGUAGAGGAUUUUUUAUCCUUAUUAGAUCAAAGUGUUGAACAUCAUCCGUAUCCCGCACAUAGGGAUAUACAUAGCGACGGUUUUAAUAGUUUGGGAAUACCCAUUUAUCGAUUUGUGCUUGAUGCAGAUUUUGAUAGUUUAAGGGAUAAGUCAUUUUAUGGAGUUGUUGAUAAUGAGGAUGAGUCACCAUGUUUGUUAGUUGAUACUUUUAUGUUCACCUAUGUUGUGAAGAAGAAGUGA
Paramuricea clavata is the source of this 780-nucleotide messenger RNA. Lineage: Eukaryota; Metazoa; Cnidaria; Anthozoa; Malacalcyonacea; Plexauridae. The record is from the annotation of a GenBank genome assembly.